Molecule: messenger RNA, 1509 nt
Organism: Fusarium pseudograminearum CS3096
Lineage: Eukaryota; Fungi; Ascomycota; Sordariomycetes; Hypocreales; Nectriaceae
Exons: 1
Coding region: 1-1509 (502 amino acids)
Source: RefSeq, a predicted model, not a curated record
AUGACAAAAGCUCGACAGAAUUUCGACGAUGUGGCAUGGGAUAAAAAUGACGAAGCUUGGGACGAAUCUCAGAAACAGCUGCGACUUAAAUCUACCUGCCGUCAGGUCGAGGCUCUAGCCCAAAAGGUCCUGGGGAAGAAGUCAGCAUCACUGGUCUCGCCAAUCUUCUUCGGCGGGUUCAAUGUCCUCUAUCGAAUUAGCUUUGAAGAAGAUUCCACCCACGUUCUUGUUCGACUACCUUGCCCCGAUCUUGUCCAGUUUCCAGAAGAAAAGAUACUAUACGAGGCCGCAGCUAUGGAAUACCUUGCCAAAAAUACCACUAUCCCCGUUCCAACCCUCUUUUACCAUACUUCAUCCUCAGAUGUUGGACCUGCCUUGAUCCUGCAACACAUAAAUUAUGUUCGAGACAUGUCAGAUGCUCUUGCAAUCCCUAAUCAAGACCCGGAGGAGACUCCAGUUCUGAACCCAAACAUCGAAGAAGACACGCUUAGGAAGUUGUAUCAGAAGAUUGCCGCUAUCUUAUCGCAGCUUUCUAGACCUACUUUUACCCGGAUAGGGUCGUUGAUUGAAGACGAUAACGGUUGCUAUGCGGUGGCUGGACGGCCCAUCACCCAAAACAUGAACAGCAUGAUUCAACUUGCAAAUAUCCCAAAGGCAGUACUGCCAGAACCCCAUCAGACCCACGACAGUGCCGACGGCUGGUACGCUGCCUCAGCGGAGAUGCACAUGGCACAAUUACUCUUUCAACACAACGAUCUUGUCCGCUCAGAGAACGAUUGUCGGAAUAAAUAUGUGGCCCGUUUCCUGUUCCAUUCUCUUGCUAAACAGGGCCGUCUAUCUAGUUUCGGAUUUAGUGAGGAUGACUGGUCGGCCCAAUCUCAAAUCUCCAAGUUCAUAUGCCGAGCACCUGAAGGGUCUGACGGUUUCCGACUUUGGUGUGAUGACUUGAGGCCAGUUAACCUUCUUGUAAAUCAGGAAGACGACAUCAUUGCGGCCAUUGAUUGGGAGUUUACAUAUAUUGCACCCACGCAAUUCAGCCUUGAUCCGCCUUGGUGGUUGUUAUUGGAGGCCCCAGAGAUGUGGUCUAGUGGAAUCGACAAUUGGGCUGAUGUAUACGAUGAGCGGCUGAAGACCUGGCUGCUUGCGAUGGAAGAGACUGAGAUUGGUGCGAUUGAGUCACCACCAUUUAAGCUAUCUGCUUACAUGCGUGAGAGCUGGUCAAGUGGUAGGUUCUGGCUCAAUUACGCGGCGAGGAAGAGUUGGGCUUUUGAUGCAAUCUAUUGGAAGUUCUUGGACGAAAGAUUCUUUGGUCCCAGGGACGAAAUCAACCAAGAGGACUCGUAUUGGAGAGCAAGGGUGCAUCUUCUAGGAGAAAAAGGAAGACAAGACAUGGAAACAGUCGUGGCAAGAAAGAUGGGCGAGGCAAAAGAGCGCGUCUUGGUAGACUGGGAUCCAACCGCAGCAAAGACCCUUCUGUGCAAGACACUAGACAACAGUAUCAGGCUUUGA